Hypoxylon fragiforme is the source of this 2112-nucleotide messenger RNA. RefSeq lists its product as uncharacterized. The transcript has 2 exons. Bases 490 to 1482 code for a protein of 330 amino acids. NCBI's taxonomy places the organism in Eukaryota, Fungi, Ascomycota, Sordariomycetes, Xylariales, Hypoxylaceae. The record is from RefSeq and is a predicted model, not a curated record.
AAACGGCCUUCAAUGUGGUCCAAGCUUUUUACAAUGGCACGACCGCAGCUGGCAGCGCAGAGCCAGAUAUCGAUUUUCUUAGGCAGGCUCAUAGGGCAUAGGCAUAAGGCCAGUUAUGACGGACGGCGUGGGGGGGCAAAAGUCAAUUAGGUUUCUUCACAUGCCAAAAAAAAAACUCAAGAACCAAUAACUUUACAACCAACGGUAUCACAAUUUGUCAGAUCAUGCCCAAUUCAUAACAAUUUGUCAGAUCUGGUUUAAAUCGAUCGCUCGUAUGCCCACCAAAUCAGCCAGCCUCUUUAUGCUUGAUGUCUCGGUAGUUCCCAACUUCAAAUCCAAGCAGCCAGACUUGUCUAAGUCUAGGGAGCUUCUUUUCAUAUUCCAUUAGCCACGUUGCUCUACUAGACACUAUCUUCCACAUCUACAAUACUGGAUCAUUUCAUACAUACCUAGGAUAAGUAAAUCGUAGGAAGGGUAUCCUGGUCUAGCAUGGAGAAAUAUAGCCAGUAUCGCGAUCGGGGUUCCGGCAUCUCACCCUUUAUCCCCUCCUCGACGCCGACCUCAACCCUCGCAACCCUCGUACACGGAGCGCUCUUCCUUUUCCGACUGCCGCUGUUCCUCUCCUACAGCGCCCUCUUCUUCAUCGUACUCGACCACCUACCUUCCUUUCUCAUCCCCCAGUUCCUUCGCAAGCUACUAUUAUGGACGUUGCUUGGGAUCCCGGGUAUCUGGUGGGUGGACCUUCAGCUCGACGGUGUUAAACGCGGCUCGCUCUCGCAGCAGCCGAGCUCGCGCUUCCCGGGCAACGCCGGGCGCUCCGUGAUCGCGGCCCAGUUCACGAGCCCCAUCGACGCGCUGUACCUCGCCGCCAUCUUCGACCCCAUCUUCACCGUCUCCUAUCCAAACACCCGCAAAGUCCAGCGCGUGUCCCUCCUGCGCGCCAUCCUCCUCGCCCUCGCACCACCCACCCUCACCGCCCCCCCGGCGAAGAGCCUGACGACGAUACAAUCGCUGCUAGAGCGGAACCCUCACCGCGUCAUCGCCGUCUUCCCCGAGAUGAGCACCACGAAUGGCAAGGGCAUCCUCCCCUUCUCCCCCUCCCUCCUCUCCGCCCCCGCCGACGCCAAGAUCUUCCCCGUCAGCAUGCGCUACACGCCCCCCGACAUCGCGACCCCCGUCCCCGGCGCCUACGCCGCCUUCCUCUGGAACCUUCUCAGCCGCCCCACCCACCUCAUCCGCGUGCGCAUCUCCGAGGCCGUCAACAACAACGCCUUUACCCAGGCGCCUCACAGCGGCGAAGAGUCGGUGGAUCCCGACGAGGGGGGCGCGGGCAUGCACGGCGUGGCACUCGAGCCCGAGGAGCGCGCCCUUCUUGAUCGUAUUGCGGAGACGCUGGCUAGGCUUGCGCGCAAUAAGCGGGUUGGCCUGACGCUGCGCGAUAAGCUGGCGUUUAUUGAGGCUUGGAAGAAGGGGAAGAGGUAAAUGGAAAUAUAUGUUUGGUCUACCCGCCUACCUAGCUAGCUAGCGAGGUAUAGAAUUAAGAAAACAAAAGAAACGAAAUGAAACGACAAGAAAGAAAAGGCUAGGAGGCUUAUGUGCUGCAUGAACUUUUCAUACGGAGAUUCUUCAAAGGGGAGGGAGCGUGGGAAGGCGGCUUUUAACCACAUUGUUCUAAAACAAACCACCUAGGUUAGGCAUCUAGGCAGGCAGGCAGGUAGGCAGUCAACCUUGUUUUAUUUAUUUUCCAAGAAUACCGAAUACCUACCGCAGUUUUAUUAUCUCUGGCUGUUUGCUUUGCUUUUCUUCCGGCUGGCAUUUGUCUAGAUACGUCACUAUUACAUACAUACAUACAUACAUGUGGUUGUUGUGCAUUUGGAUUUGGAUUUGGGGGGGGGUGGAGCAUGCAUUCAAUGUUGGUUGGUUUUCAACGUCUAUUGGGUAUGUACGUACCUACAGUAGGUGCCUACCCAGUACCCUACCCAAGUAAUCAGAGUCGAUCUUGCUUUGCGUGACCUUGCUUCGGCCCUUUUUUUCUCUUUCUCUUUCUCUUUUGUUGAAGGAAAUUAAAAAAAAAUUCGGGGGAUGGGGGGGUUGCGGGUGACUGGAGAGUGG